AGCGGUUUCAGUUCACACGAUGAAUAACACAAAGGAGAAGAAGAAGGAGUGCCAUGAUGAUCUUCUGCUUAGGGUGGGACUCAAUGAUAAUAAAGCAGGAAUGGAAGGACUAGAUAAAGAAAAAAUUAACAAGAUUAUCAUGGAAGCCACAAAGGGGUCCAGAUUUUAUGGUAACGAACUCAAGAAGGAAAAGCAAGUCAACCAACGAAUUAAAAAUAUGAUGCAACAAAAAGCUGAAAUUACCAUUCAGCAGCUACGGAAAGCACAAUUACAGGUUGACAGAUUUGUGAUGGAAUUAGAACAGAGCCGGGAUCUGAACAAUACCAUAGUGCAUAUUGACAUGGAUGCUUUCUAUGCUGCUGUAGAAAUGAGGGACGAUCCAGAACUGAAAAGCAAGCCCAUUGCUGUAGGCUCCAUGAGUAUGCUGUCUACUUCAAAUUACCAUGCAAGGAGGUUUGGUGUUCGUGCAGCCAUGCCAGGAUUUAUUGCUAAGAGGCUCUGCCCACAACUUAUUAUAGUGCCCCCAAACUUUGACAAAUACCGAGCUGUAAGUAAAGAGGUUAAGGAAAUACUUGCUGAGUAUGAUCCCAAUUUUAUGGCCAUGAGUCUUGAUGAGGCCUACUUGAAUAUAACAAAACACUUACGGGAAAGACAGAAUUGGCCUGAGGAAAAAAGAAGGUAUUUCAUCAAAACGGGAAAUUCUGCAGAAAAUGAGAAACCAAGAGAAGAAGAUCAUAUAUUGAGUGAGCAUGAACUAUCCGUCUCUCCAUUGCUUUUUGAAGAUAGUUCUCCUGGCUUACAAGCUCCAGAAAUUCCUUUCCAAGUGAACUCUGAAGAACAGAACAAUCCUUUGAAACUCCAACACUCGGUUGUUUUUGGAACAUCAGCUGAGGAAGUCGUAAAGGAAAUUCGUUUCAGGAUUGAGCAAAAAACAACACUGACAGCCAGUGCAGGUAUUGCCCCAAAUACGAUGUUAGCAAAAGUAUGCAGUGAUAAGAAUAAACCAAAUGGACAAUACCAGAUUCUCCCCAACAGACAAGCUGUAAUGGAUUUCAUCAAGGAUCUUCCCAUUAGAAAGAUCUCGGGAAUUGGAAAAGUUACAGAGAAAAUGUUAAAGGCCCUCGGAGUAAUUACUUGCACAGAACUCUACCAACAAAGAGCUUUGCUUUCUCUCCUCUUCUCUGAAACAUCGUGGCAUUAUUUCCUCCAUAUCUCCCUGGGACUAGGCUCAACCCAUCUGGAAAGGGAUGGUGAGAGAAAAAGUAUGAGCGUUGAAAGGACGUUCAGUGAGAUAAGUAAAGCAGAAGAACAGUACAGCCUGUGCCAAGAGCUUUGCAGUGAACUUGCUCAAGAUCUUCACAAAGAAGGACUUAAGGGUAGAACUGUUACCAUUAAGCUGAAGAAUGUGAACUUUGAAGUCAAAACACGUGCAUCUACAGUCUCGUCUGUUGUUUCUACUGCACAAGAAAUAUUUGCCAUUGCAAAGGAAUUGCUGAGAACAGAAAUUGAGGCUGAUUUUCCACAUCCCUUGAGAUUAAGACUUAUGGGUGUGCGGAUAUCUAGUUUUCCCAGUGAAGAAGACAAGAAACACCAACAAAAGAGCAUCAUUGGCUUCUUACAGACCAAAAAGCAAGCCCUGGCCGCCACUGGGUGUACACUGGAGACCACAGACCAAGAUCAGUGUAAAAAACCUCUGGAAAUGUCCCAGAAGAAGAGUUUCUUCGAUAAAAAAAGAUCAGAAAUGAAAUGGAGCCAUGAAGACAGUUUUACAUGUGAAACAGUGAAGAAGCAUGAUUUACACAUAUCACCACCAUUCCAAGUUUUAAAGAAGAUGAUGCAUGAGAACAUGGGAACAUCAGGGAAAUCAGAUAACUGUCAGAUAUUUACCUGCCCUGUUUGCUUUAGGGAGCAAGAAAGUGUCAGUCUAGAAGCCUUUAACAGGCAUGUAGAUGCUUGUCUUGGUGGGCCUUCAGUCAGUGAAGCUCAUGCUUCCUCAAGAGACGUUUACAAGGAGGAAAAUGGGCAUCAUUCUCUCUCACUCUGUGAGAAGCAGGAUUCUGAGACCCCUCAGAAACAUACAGAAAUCACUUCAGUAGACAGUGAGGAUUUGGUAGAGACCAUAGAUAACACAUCUAAAGUAGAAAGUCAAGGUGCUUUACAAAGUCCACGCAGCAGAGAGGGGUGCUGUCGCCUUCCAAGCGCGUCUUUCGAUAGUCAACACUGUCAUCAGAAUUCUUCUGUUUCAUUGGAAAGGGAAGAUGGCGGGUCAUCCCUCCAGCCUUCUUCACAUGAAAUGAUAACAGGCCAAGCUCUGGUGUGUCCUGUGUGUAAUUUAGAGCAAAAGACUUCAGAUCUUUCCCUUUUCAAUACUCAUGUGGAUGUGUGCUUAAAUAAAGGUAUUAUCCAGGAAAUGAGGAAGGACACAGUUAACCAGCCCAAAGAAAGCUCAACCAGUACUGGUAACUCAGACAAAGCACAGAAGACUACGACACGAGCCAAAAGGACAGGACAGAUAACCAAGUACUCAAGGUCAAAGAAAAUAAAACCAAACAAUUCAAGAAGCACCCUGGAUCUAUUUUUUCAAUGAACAGUGAACCUUUUAAUCAUUCACUUGUUCAUUGGAACUGGCUCUUUUAUAGCCCACAAGUUGGUCUUCCUCAUCAUAAGUGUUAGUAUUUAGUAAAAUGAAAGUGCAAUAAUCCCUCUCCAAAAGAUACUUCCUUUCAUAUGAAUUCAGAAUAUAUACCAAGUUACUUCUUUAAACCUUUUAGAAAAUGAUGAGAAUUUCAGUAUGAUCAUCAACUUGGAGUCAGUGAUAUGAGAGAUUUUUUUAGAGACCUCAGAAUAAGAAUAUAAAGUAUUUAUUUAUAAUGGCUAUACGAACAUAUUUAUUAGGACUCUCAGAGAUUCACAAAAACCUGUAUACCUUAAGAAUUUUUAGCACUAGAUAUUUCAAAUCCUCAUUUCUCUUAAGUACCUCAUAGCUUUCAUAAUUAAAGCUCACCAUAAGUGCUAUGAAGAAUAUUAGCAGAAGUAGUAUGAGUGGUUUGUACUUUAAGGAAAAUAUCACAGUCUAUUUGUUACAGAGAUUUUUAUGUAAAGUGUGAUUGUUUUUAAAAUCUUCUUAUCGUGUGAGUAAGCCCUUUAUGUAAUAUUUACCCACAACUCAAGGUUGUUGUUUUCUUAUCUAAGACUUUUAAAUUGCAUUAUUUCAUUUUUUUGGCAAUUAUGUUUGUACUUUCUCUAAGAGAAAAAUGUGCAAUCCAAAAGAUUAAUCUGUAGUAGGAUACCACAUUUAUCAUACAUGUUUAUUAAUAUUUAUGAAAGAAGGCAAUUCUGAAUGGCUGUUCUAAACAUUUUUGAGCUAUCAGUAACUUAGAGAUCUUAUCAAGAGACAGUGAUUUAAUUGGAGCACCAAGAUGAAAACCAGUUUCGGUUAAUGCUUUAGGAAUUGAAUCUUAGCUCUCUUGUAUUUUUUUUGUUUUGUUUUCCUGGUUUUUGUAUUUUAAUAACAAGGAUAUAGUAUUUUAGGAAUAGCUUAAGUUAGAAUAUUGAAUGUAAUUUUUGUAUAUAAUAUUUGGCCAAAGUAGUAACUUAACUAGAUUAUUUAAAAUUAGACAAGCCUAUUAUUAUAUACUGUUAUUCUAUUAUUAUAUUCUGUGAUGAAUUCAGAAAGUUGUAGAGUUAUAAUUCUUGAUUGUAUGACUUAUAUAAGUGCUGUGUAAAAUUGAAAUCAAUGAAAUACUGAUUCCAUAUGUUGAAAAUAGCAGCAUAUUUAAUUGCUUUUGUCCUUAGUAAUAACACAAAGGUGCCCUCUAUUUUCCUGGAAAUCCUCGCCACGCCAAUAAAUAAACAGGAUGAAUAAAAACUGGACAAUGGAAACUCUA
Molecule: messenger RNA, 3887 nt
Organism: Echinops telfairi (small Madagascar hedgehog)
Lineage: Eukaryota; Metazoa; Chordata; Mammalia; Afrosoricida; Tenrecidae
Gene: POLK
Product: DNA polymerase kappa
Exons: 14
Coding region: 20-2587 (855 amino acids)
Biological process (GO): error-prone translesion synthesis
Cellular component (GO): nucleus
Molecular function (GO): damaged DNA binding; DNA-directed DNA polymerase activity
Source: RefSeq, a predicted model, not a curated record